Molecule: messenger RNA, 1905 nt
Organism: Ogataea haglerorum
Lineage: Eukaryota; Fungi; Ascomycota; Pichiomycetes; Pichiales; Pichiaceae
Exons: 1
Coding region: 1-1905 (634 amino acids)
Biological process (GO): protein phosphorylation; spliceosomal complex assembly; regulation of mRNA processing
Molecular function (GO): ATP binding; protein kinase activity
Source: RefSeq, a predicted model, not a curated record
AUGUCCUUUCUGCCCUCAAAAGAGCGUAUCGACAGUAAUGAAACAACGAAAAUGAACAGAAACAAGGAAAAUGCUUCUAGCGACCCAGCAAACCCAACAACGUCGAAACUAUCGCUUGCGUUGAAGGAAGCUGGUGAGGAGUUGCCGGACCCGCACGAGCACCAUUUCGAGCACGAAGAGGAAAUCCUCAAAGAGGUGACACAAAAGUUGACAAACCUGAAGGAUGAAGACCUUACCAAGGCCAAUCAUCAGGCUACUACGACUUUCGUAAAUGAGCACGUUGUGGAAGGAGAAAAUAUUAAGGAGCCAGCAAGUCUGAAACAGCUUUUGCAGGCACAAUUGGGAGAAGACAUUUCAAACGAUUCCGACACAGACUCAGAUGUGGAUCCAGCGAAUGAAGAAGAUCUGGAAGACUACGUUCCUGGCGGUUACCAUCCGGCUUAUCUUGGGGAAACAUACAAAGACGGUCGAUACGUUUUGGUGCGAAAACUGGGAUGGGGCCACUUUUCCACCGUCUGGCUUGCCAAAGACAUACAGGAGAAUAGACACGUUGCUAUGAAGGUUGUGCGGAGCGCCAAAUCCUACAGAGAAACAGCCAUUGAUGAGAUAAAGCUUUUGUCCAAAAUCAAUCACACAGACCCGCAGCAUCCAGGCCAUAGGCAUCUCAUCAAAUUGCUUGACUACUUCGACCACCAAGGACCUAAUGGAACGCACAUUUGCAUGGUUUUCGAAGUGCUGGGCGAGAAUUUACUGAGCCUGAUCCGCAGAUACAAGCACAAAGGUUUGCCGAUCAAAUUUGUGAAACAGAUCGCCAAACAAAUCUUACUAGCGUCGGAUUUUCUACAUCGACAAUGUGGCAUAAUCCAUACCGACAUCAAACCAGAAAACAUUCUUUUGGAGAUUGAAGAUGUGGAAAAGCUUGUCAAAUAUUUAGAAGACUCUCAAAGAGAGAGAAAACUUUUGAGAAGGGUAUCGUCCAAACUUAAAGCAUCUGGUGUGGAGGCCAGCUCGUCUUCAUUGGACGAAGAGAAGAGACAGAUACCGUUCAGAAAAAGCCGUCAUUCAAGACGUCAAACGCUAGUGACAGGGUCGCAGCCCCUUCCGUCGCCGCUGAGAUCUAAAUCAAGCUCAUUUUUCGUUUCACCAUUGAAAUCCUCAAUUUCUACGUUUGCUGGUAGAACUGCCGGAAACGUCCCUAUUCGUUCAGAAACAUCUCAGCAAGACCUGCAAUUUCUGCUGGACAAGAGUUUCAAAGAUUCGGAUCCAUAUUCUGCCGAGCCACCGCGGGAGGACGAGCUUGAGGACGAUGACCUAAUUACAGUAAAGAUAGCAGACUUGGGAAAUGCAUGUUGGGUUCAUAGACAUUUCACCGACGAUAUCCAGACCAGACAGUACAGGGCUCCAGAAGUGAUUUUGGGAGCCAACUGGGGAUGUUCAUCAGACAUUUGGUCGGUGGGGUGCUUGUUGUUUGAGCUUCUGACCGGAGACUACCUUUUUGAUCCUACAGAGGGCCCCACUUUUAGCAAGAACGACGACCAUCUGGCGCAGAUAAUUGAGCUGGUUGGUCCCAUAUCUCAUCGCGUGCUGGAAGAAGGCUUCAACACUAAAAGAUAUUUCCAUUCCGACAUGAAGACACUACGCCAGAUCAAGAAUUUAAAGCCGUGGCCACUUGAGAGUGUUCUGAUGGAGAAGUACAAGUUCAGCGAGACGGAUUCGCGCGAGAUUAGUGAUUUUCUUGGCUGUAUGUUAAUCACCGAUCCCAAAUUCCGGAUGGAUGCUGCUGGACUAUCUAAUCACUUUUGGCUGAACGACUGUGGUUCAUUUGGGUACAUUGACCGUGAGCCAGGGACAAGAGGUGAAGACGUUGGCGCUGGGUGGUACAGAGAGGUGCGCAAACACCACUAA